Molecule: messenger RNA, 7620 nt
Organism: Radiomyces spectabilis
Lineage: Eukaryota; Fungi; Mucoromycota; Mucoromycetes; Mucorales; Radiomycetaceae
Exons: 3
Coding region: 1-7620 (2539 amino acids)
Molecular function (GO): microtubule binding
Source: RefSeq, a predicted model, not a curated record
AUGUCUCAGCUGCAACGAAAUGAAACAACCGAGGUAAAGACCGCCAAAGCCGCUAAGCGACGAGCUGAGAUCGCCCGCAUCGCUUCCAAGCACAGAUCAGGAAACAGCCAUCCAGCAAAGGCGGAGUCUCAUCAAGCGUUAUUGUACGACAAGCCAGUCCCAGUUUCGAAUGGCUCGAUCGGCCAAGGCGAGCCUGGAUUCAACCUGUCACAUAUACUAAAGGCGAUGCAUGACGAACUCGACAUUGUGGAACGGCUCCUGAGUGACACAAGUGAACCGAUGACCGACGAACUUAUUCAAAGCCUGCAAAAACGAAUAAACGUUGUUGCAGGGACUAUCGAAGGGAUGAAAGACGAAUCCAAAGGGUUGCUUGAAAUUAGUACUAUGACAGAGGAAACGCUUGCAUUAUCGACGGCUCAGCUGGUCAAGGUGGAAGAACGGUGUCACAUUGUUGAACAGUGGGUACAACAGGUGCGAGCUUAUUUUUCCACGAAUGAGCGCGCCAGAAGCGAGAUACAGGAACAUCUAGCGGUAUUGGCUCAGAGGGAGAUUGCCCAGCCUGUGGAUCCAUUUAUACCCGAUGUGGUCAUGCCUGAUAAGGAGAUACAAACGAUGAGCGAAGAACAUGACCGCUUGAAGCAAGUCAUUGAAGCAUUCGAUACGAAAACAAGACCUUCCCUAGAAUCAUAUGUACUUAGCUUCGCCAACAUCGAAAAGGAACGCAACCUAAAUCCGCACGAUCUAGCGACUGUCCAAAUCACGCUAACGACACUGGGAUUGUUGGAGAAAUUGACACAACAGUUGCAACGACGAACUUUGGUGAUGGACUUGCUAAUGCUACGUGUUCGCUGGGAAAGCAAAUUCAACCGAAGUGUGAGAUGGAUUGCAGUCACCGAUAGGGAAAUUGAUGACUUUAUUGCCAGUAAAGCGCGCUGGUCGGAAAACAACGAGGAUUACCAUGGAAGCAUAGUAAACACGAAUCGUGAAUACCGCGGGGCCAUUGAAGAAGUGCUCAACAUCCUUGUGGCUAUCGAAAAGAAGGUGUGGGAUUUCGAUUCUGGUGGAUACUCGGAAGUGUUGGAUCGCUACCAUGAGAUCGAACAAAAAAGUCAGUCAAGCUUGCCCAACCAUCUCGAAGUACGGCAAAAGGGAUUUGAAAAAGCUUUCGAGGACCUGAUCAAAAGAAGUAUUCUCAGCCGAAAAGUCGUGGAGCAACAUCUUUCCAUGAUUGAUGCAGUGCUGCAAUUUCGAAAAUUGAGAGACGAAGGCGAAGCAUUACGUCAGUUGAUGCUUGAAGACCCCGAAAGUUAUUCUUGGUUAAAAGGUGAAGACGAAUUUGCCGAACUCAUCCAGCUGUUCAAAAACAAUUCCGCGUACCUUGUCACGAACAUUACUUCCAAGAUCCCUUAUCCUGACCCACCGUCCAUGUCCACGGCAAUGGGAAGUGAUGAUGCUCAAGCAGUACAAACCACCAAUGAAUCGAUCCGUAGUACUAUUAGCGGCUACAGCAUGACCCUUGCUCUAAUUGCUGAUGGAUUAGACCAGCUGCUCCUUUCACGUAAAAGCGUUCAAAUGCUGCAAAACCGCGCUAUGCAUGCCCAUGACGCAUUAAAUCGAGUCAUUGGUUGGAUGACGGGUCGUUUGCAACUGCUGGAACAGUGCGAGUUGCCGUUGUUUCGGUUGGAUAUGCACGAUAUUACCGAGGAAGAUAUUUCGCGUAUGGAAAAAGAACGUGAUAACAUUAGUGAUCGGUUACAACAGUUGGAACAGGAAGACUUGACAAAGUUAUUGCAGGAUGUCCGUGCCUUGGAAUUGGAUGUGGAUGCUUUGAACGCAGUCAGUAUCGACCGAAGCACCUUGAUUAAUCAAGUGGAAACGCUUGAGAAAACGCAUUCCACAUUGCAUGAAAGGUUAGCCCAACGAGGCCUCGAGCUGGAAGCAUUACGAAAUCGGUUAUCGUGGGAAUCGCAAUGGCUGAAAGCGCACCAAUGGAUCCUCUUGAACGCUCGCAAACUAUGGGACUUUAACGCGAAGAAAGCACGUUUCAGUCCUUCUCGGGAUGAUACAGAGAGUCCUUCCUAUGAUGGCGAUCAUGAGAUUCGCCAAAUUGCGCAAACCUUGCAAGAUCGCGUCAAUGAAAUUCAGGCCAAGUAUAUCGAACCGUUGUCCAUAGCAUACGACAGCCUAACGAAGAGCUACCAAGCAUUUGCUGAUAAUCCUGAAGCCAAAGCGUCGUGCGAACAGAUCCAAGCCAAGGAAUCGCUUUUGCUUCAAAAGUACAGUGAACUACAGCAACUGUCAGGGCAUACCUCGGAAUUAUUGACGCAUCGGUUCAUGGUCAUUGAGUUUCUGCUCAGAGUACACGAUGCUCAACAUGAAGGGGAGAAAAUCAAGGAUACUAUUCUCAAGAUGAUGAGACGCAUUAUGGAACAUAACCAACAACGUUGUACGGAGCGUGUGAAGCAGUUUAAGGACACCAUUACGAAGAUCUGGGAUGAUUGCGGCAAAGAACUGGUUUAUCCAACCUUCCAUAGCCAAGUAUUACAAUCAUCGGUCGUGUCUAUCCGAGAUACCAACGACGGUCUUGCAUUAGUGCAGCAACAGAUGGCGGAAUUAAUGGACCGUAAAAUGGGCACUUUGCGGAAGCUGGAACAAUCCAUGGAAGAGCUUAUAGAAGCAUAUGAUGAAGCCGACAAGAUGAAAUCGCUGGCGCACCAAUACGACGUUGAAGUCUCCAAAUUACGCCGCUGGAUUGACGAGCAGAUUACCGUCUUGAAAAGCCAGCACGUUGACGUUGCGGAAGAAGCAUUUCAGCACAUCUCUGAACAGUACGUUCGAGAGCUUCAGCAGGAACGGUCGCAAUUGGUAUCCAAGGUGCAAGACUUUGAAAAUUCGGAGCUGCAGCUGCUGCACGACCAAGUUGCCCAGUUCUUGGAAUCGUCGAUGCAAAAACAGCCCACGUUAAUUGUGGAUACCACGACAGCCACCAGAAGCUUGAAAGAUCUGUUGGAACAGUUCCAGCACUUGAAAACAGGCCUGAACUAUCAAGCCAUCACCCUUGAAGCUGCACUCAAACGACUAGCUUGGCAAGAAAAGUUGCGACGUGGAACUGAAAGGCUGGAAUCGAUGAGCCAGCAAUUGCGGGAUUUCACAGCGAAAAAGAACAAAUGGAGCUUGCCAGAAGAUUUAUCGACGGAACAUAUGCUCCAGCUGGAAAAAGAACUGAACAACCUUAUUGCGCAAAAAACUGACUUCAUCUUGGUUAUGAUGCCGGAAAUUCAAAAAUGUUACGAGGAUUUUAUUGAAUACUUUCCUCGUCUUGCUCGUCCAAUAGCCACGCCAGAUCACAUUGAGGCCAAUAUGGAAGCGCUAGAACGUAUGUCCAACCGUUUCCAAGAGAAUAUCAGUUCAAAAAUUACCGAGCUGAAUCUGUUCAAGCAAUGCAUACGUUGGAUUGAAGCCGUGGGUCGAACGGUCGAGUUUCUUACCAAGCAAGAAAGCCUUCUUGAAGCGUUUGUGAAUCACAAGGCACGCUGGUGUCCAAAAACCGUUUUGCAGGACAAUGAUGAAGAAGAACUUCGCAUUGAGUGGGCCAAGUUCAAGCAAGCAUUUGACGAACAGGGUGCGGUCGCUGGCCAGCUCAAGCAGCAAUUUGAGGAAUUGCGAGCUACGGCAAAUGAAUGCAACAGCAACAUUGUUGGGGACAUGCUUUCCAAGAAAUGGCAAGAUAUGGCGGGCGCUGAAAAUAAAGUUGAUCACUAUUUGAUCUUCUCCAACGAGAUCGUCACCCAACGCUGUCUCAUUGCUGCAUUCAUAUUCCGAAGCACUCAGUUGGAACAGUCGGCUGAGGUAAUCCACGAAGAAUUUCUCGCAAGUCAACAAGAUACAGACAGCCAUGUGGACCGCUUGGAUCGCUUUAAACGCGGGGUGGAUGAUGUUCGCGACCACCUGGCUAGCAGUAUUCCGUAUCCUGUACGAUCGUUGGAAUAUGCAUCAGCAGAACAUCAACUCAAAGACGAAACUGCCAACGCCAUUAUCAAAGACACUAUUGAGAUACGUAAUACACGUUUGCAAGACCGCUUGUCCUCGUUACAACUGAUCUUGGCAUCCAAGCAGCAUAUAUCCCGUCAACGCAUGAUGCUCCGCAGUUAUGUAACGCAAUUGGAAGCAUGCCAAACCUGGAUUACUGUCCGUCGAAGCAUGGUGGAAGACAAUAAGCACAUUCAAGCGACGGAAUCUAUGGAAGUAGGAGAGCUCAGAGAAGCUUUGAGUGUCAUUAUCAGUAUUCAGCAAGCCAUGUCCGCGACCGACAACGUAUUUACAUCGCUCAUGUCAGCUUACCGAAAGUGCGAACUUGCCUUCCAAGAACCUGUGAAUAAUGAAUUUGUCUCAACCGACGAUGAAGUAUCCAAGGAGAACUUCGAUACGCUGUUACCUGAACAGAAUCGUUUGGAAAAAGCGUGGUAUCAACUGUCCGAUGAUGUUACUUACAUCAGCGAAGGAAUGGCCAAUUUGCUAUUGACCAAGGAAAUGGAGCAUGAUGUUCGUAUGAUGCUCGACCGACUUCAGCAACUUCGGGGCGAGAUGGAAGCGCAGCAAGUCUCAUCCGUUUCCGAUACCAUCAUCACGAUGUGGCAGAACCAAGUUGAUGCGAUUGACACGAACGAGUAUCAGGUUAUUUAUCAACAAUGGUCCAGCAAAAAAAAUACUCUGAAAGACGAACUUGCGCAAACCACGGAAAAGAAACUUCAUGAAGCUGAGAAGCUUAUCGGCGAAAUUCGAAGCAAAAUGUCUCUGCUCCUCAAUGGAAUGACUCUCCAUCGGUUGCAAACCGAUUAUUCUCACACGAUGGGGGCUCUUAUGGAUAGUAUGACAGAGAUGACCACGCGUAUCCGAGAUUCCAAGCAAACAUACAAAGCAGUUCCCAGCUCUUCGAAAGACGACCGUACCCUGCAGUAUCAAGCCCUUUCUUCACUUCUCAAGGAAUCGAAAAAAACGAUGAACGAAGGAAGUGACAGAUACCAUGACUUGUGUGCUUUAUACACUUCGAUCCAAGAGCUUGCAAAGAACGAAAGCACUCAUUUGUUGCACGAGAAAACGAAAAAAGCAUGGAAAGAUUUCCAAGACGAAGCAACCGAGUUUGUGAUGUUUGUCAGUCGCACUUCAAAAUGGAUGGAUUCUUACGAUCAAUUGGAUACGGUAUACACGGAUAUUUCCUCGUGCUGUGACCGCCUUGACCAUAUGGAGAUUGAUGACUUGGAUGCUGCAACGAGUAUCUUGGCCGAAUGCAAGAAAAGUAUCAAAGAUAAUGAGCUUCUGUUGGAAGAGUUGGAUGAGCAAGUCGAUGCAUCCGACAUGGAUAAUAUUCCGCAGUUUCACGAAAGGCGCGUGGUUGUUGCUGGGCAAUUGGAUAGUCUCCGUGCUUUGUUUGCGAAGAACAAUGAUACACUGGAGUCGGCACAAAAGAAGCAAUCUGUUUUGAAAGCUAUUGACCGCUUACAUCAGAAAUGUCAAGAUCAACUACGUAACAGCGAACAUUUGCCGGUGGCGGAAAAGGAAGCUUUGAAUGGAGAUACUCAGACGAUCUUUUCGGCUAUUCAGUUGUAUAAAGACACGUUGAGAACCAUUCAAAACGGCUACCAUGAAUGCAAAAUCGAAUUUGAAACGUUCAUCAAUAAGGAAAUGGAAUACAUUACGCAGAAGGGAGCGAUGUCGGUCGAAGAAGCUUCCGAAAUCCAACGUCCACUUGAAGUCGGUCUUACUAUGCUCAGCGGCGCACUCAUCGUGGAAGAAGGUUGUUUGAAGCAUUUGAAAUCGGUUCAUAUGCUGGUACAAAAGGCAGAUGCGGUUACAGACAUCAGCGUGAGAUUCAAGCGAGUUGCAAGCCAUGUGCAAGACAUCGAAGCAGACUAUUCGGAAAUUGACUUUGGCUCGGCCGACAUCGACCGCCACUGUGAAGCCAUUGAAGAACUCGUGGCUGACUAUAAUACGUUUAGUCAUGAAUUCAAACAACAAUUAGCAACCAAUGCUUUCUCCAAGAGCCGGACUGCCGCUGUACGCAAUACGGUGACGAAGAAGGACGAAGAGGUUCAUCACCAGUGGUCGGAAAUCGAGGGUUUUGCAGCAUCUGUUCGAGCUUCCCUCAAAGAACAUGAACGACAUCGCGACUUUGUGAGCAAACUCAACGAAACGAAGCGCUAUGUGGACAACCUAAGACAACGAGUUCGUUCGUUACAUCUCACUAGCAAAGAAGCUCCGAUGGAAGAUCAAGACCUGCAAGAGAUUCUAUAUGAAAUGGACACUACUCUGAAAACGAAGAUAGAAGCCAUUGAUCAAUUGCAUGGUGUCUCUAUAGACAAAACCGGACGCUUCAGAGACACGAAAAUUCAGUUGAUCGCAGCUGUGGAACAGGUCCAAGAGAUGCUACGUUCCAAGCAAAAUCAAGCUUCUGAACAAGAAAAUAUUACCGAGUUGACGACCAUGAUGGACCGAUUGGAAGAAGAAAUAGCCCACGUCGUUGUGGCUAUUGAAAAUGCCGCACCUCAGCACGCCCGUAUCGUCAACAACAAGUUCAAUAAGGCCGACUUGCAGAGCAUCCUCAAGACACUGGUUACUACGUACAAAACGCACGCGGCAAAAAUUGGAGAGACGAUCAAGGAGAUCAAAAACUAUGUUCAAGCGCAAGAGCUCCACGACCAUCCGAAUAUAACGGAACCGCUCAAUAAAUUGAUUGCCAAAUGGACCAAGACCCAGUCAUCAGCCUCUAUGCGAGAAAAAGAAUUGCAGACAUGUAUCAAUCAGCUUGAUCACGAAUUUUUUACGAAGCUCGCUGUAGCCAAGUCUACCGUUCGGGAUCGUCAAGAAGCCAAUGUACAGCAAGGCUCUUCCUAUUUGCGGUUGGAUCAUUCAACCAAUGAUAAAAAGUGGCCAGCUGUGUCUCAUGCCAGGGUGAGCCAAGCUACUUUUCCAAAAGAGCCAUUACAUACAACAGCCUACCCUCGCGUUCCUGUUCUUGCCGAGUCCAAAAGCGAGCUUGAUAGAGAAGUGGGUCGCAUUGUCAAUGACAGUCCUUACCGCGUCAAAGUGAAAAAUGUUCCAGGCGAAGUUGGUAAAUACUGGUUUGGCGACGAAAAUCCGCGUUUGGUCUAUUGCCGUAUUUUGUCCAGUCAAUUGGUCAUGGUCCGUGUAGGAGGGGGUUGGGUAGAAUUGUCAAAGUUUUUGAGAGAUCACGGCUUGAACGAAGGGAUAGUCUCUCCACGAACGAACGAAGAAGCAUCUACAGGGUCACUGAAUGAAACACCACGUUUUAAAGAAGCCUACAUGUCUGUUGUACGAAGCGUAUCUCCAUCUGGAAGAGUGGUUCUCCGCGGCGGUGGAGCGAGCUCGGACAAUGGAAGCAACGGCAGCACGGGGUUGACUCCUACACGCUCAUCAAGUAAAUCGUCCGGUUCCAGAUCAAGAUCGCCUAUUCCAUGUGGUUAUGUGGAUGGCGAUAAAUAUAUCCGUAUCGACGAAGCCGGUAACCAAGUUGUUAUCAAAAUGACAAAGGCAGCCGACGACGCCAAAACUCCUACUAUAUCAAGAAAGCGAACAAGAGAAAAACUGAACAAAGCAAGCUAG